Marasmius oreades (fairy-ring Marasmius) is the source of this 651-nucleotide messenger RNA. RefSeq lists its product as uncharacterized. The record is from RefSeq and is a predicted model, not a curated record. Bases 1 to 651 code for a protein of 216 amino acids. The transcript has 4 exons. Lineage: Eukaryota; Fungi; Basidiomycota; Agaricomycetes; Agaricales; Marasmiaceae.
AUGCCUCUUUUCAAGAACAAUCACCACAACACUUCUGCUCACCAUAAUGAGCCCAUCACCAGUCACACUGGCUUCAAUGGUCAUUCUGGAACUGGACCUGGAACUGGGACCGGGGCUACAACUGGUCUGGGUUCUCACCCAGUGACCGGAGCUGGCGGUGGCAUGAAUCAUCAUCAGUAUCCAAAUGACCAUAACAUGUUACCAGAACACCAUGCUCCCGGGACUGGCUUUGAACAAACUGGCUACGGAGCUCAGCCACAUUCUGGAAUGAACACGAUGGGUCACCGCCAGGAAUACCCUGGAGCCAUGUCAGAUGCCAAUGAUCCCUACACAGCUGCUGGCGUUGGUCGACACGAUAACAACAUACCCCCAAGUGGCGCUCUUCAUGCAGGUUCAGCAGCCAGUGGCGAGCGUCAUAGUGGCAGCUCAAUGGGCGGCAAGGUUGAACGCAUCGUCGGCGAAGUAGUGGGAAGUAAAUCAUUGCAAGCUAAGGGCAUGCAGAAAGAACAAGAAGCUCGUGCCCUCAAGGUCCAAAGCUCCGAAUUGGCUGAGGCGGAACGCUUGGAACGCGAAGCUUCCAUGCGACGUGAACGAGCGGUUGCCCAUGGUGCUCAUCCCGCUAACCAACACAUGGGAGCUAAUCACCCAUGA